UCUGUCUGGAGUGUACCGGGGGAGGUCCACAGUUUACUUUUGGUAUAUUACGAUCGUGUCCUCUAAUUUCCAAGUUUUAAUGUAACUUUUCACCGAGAGUGCCAGCUGAGCGAUGAUUAAUUGCCCCAGGUAUCGUCCACGAAAUUGUUAAGAGGGAUCAAGCGUGAAAAUGAGAAAAAUUUAUGGCCUUUUUUUUUGCGGAGUCGUUUUAAUUAUCUGGAACGGCGAAUUUUUUUUUAUGAAUUAUUUCGAAAAUUUUUUAACGGAGUGUACAGGCUGCCUCUUGGUCAUCAUUGUUAUAAUUCGCAGACGAAUGAAUUUGGGGCUGUUAGUGAUUUGUAGGUAACUUCAUACCUAGUAGUCGAAAUUAUGACGUUUGUGAAAUUGUGAUUUUUCUGUAAUUUUAGUUACUUUUUGAAAAUUAUAUUCAAAUUGAGUGGUCUCGUUAUGAAUCUUGAUUAUAAAAUAUUUGAUAAAUAUUGCACGAGAGGAACAUUAUGUAAAUAACGUCAGGUUAUAUCGUUACGUUGGCAAUCCAUCUAUACUGCAGUAAUCUCAAGUCAAAGCAGCAUCCUUGGUACGGAGAACAAUACUUGAAGAUCUUUCUCGGAAUCAGAAUCGAGGAGUGAAAUUCUUACAUGUCAUACGACGCUACCUGGUGUCCCAUUUGCGAUAAGCAGGUAAGCUCAAAGUGCCGAGACACGAACGAGCUGCUCCAACAUAUUCGCAAAUGUCAUUCAGCGAAGUCCAGAGAUAAUCCAGAAUAUCAGUGCAGCCUCUGUUAUCAUAAAUUGCAUAAAUCAAGAUCAAGAUUAGGUUUAUUAAAGAAUAAGAUCAAUCGAUUAUCCCACCCUGAACUAAUCUCAAGAAAUGCAUCAAUGUCAAUGAGAAAGAAAAAAAUAUUUUCCACCAAAGUCGAGACGUGGAAAUGGCACUCGAGAAGAUUACUAUGUCCAUCGUGCAAUCAGGAAUCUGCUCCGUUAAUUUCCGUAAAGCAGCACAAGUUCACGAGUUCACAUCUGGGCGCCCUGUGUCUCUUAGGGUGCUGGCCGCUGUGCUUUAUGCCGCUAACGACGAGUCGUGAUAAACGGACACGCAUGGUGUGUCCAGUGUGCGGUUACGAUUACGGCGCACGUGUGGGAAGUAAGUGCAGCUUGUUGCAGGGUUGCGGUAAACAAUUGCCAGAAGUAAAUCCAGCUAUGAGAAAAUUUACGGAAAAUAAAUCCACCACGUGUUUCGGGUAUCCCGAGAGGAAAUUGCACUUUGAACAGAUUCCGGUAAACAUGCACAAAUACGACAUUAUGGGAAGUGGAUGCAGAAGUAGAAAUAAUUUUAUUUCAUCCGCACGUAAUCCUCAAUGUCACCAGCAUCAAUUUAUAGACGAACUCCAUUAUGACGUCCGUCAUAGAAUCGUCCGAUAUCCAGUCUAGCAAAAAUUCAGCGACCCACUCGAUGCACCUAUCACCAUUCCCCUUUAAAUUACCACGAUCUAUCAUCUCCAAUAACUCAGCAUCCUCGCCCAAAAGGAUCCAGGAAGUACCACUGAUUAGGAUGCACGGCAAAUGCCCCAAUCCAUUACGUAACGAUGCAUUGCCAAAGGGGAGUAACAAGCCAGACGCUACAUCGUACAGAUAAUACAUCAAUUCUCCAUGGUUAAUCUAAGCGGUCUAUCUUAGGCGUGAGAUAACAAGCAGAUCUGUCCUCCAUGUAUCUGCCAGUAGCACCGACCUGGAGAAACCGAUGACAAUCGAGCUCAGAAUUGGCACAGCCGAAGUCUUCGUCUUCAACGCGAGAAACGACCCGGCAGUUCGAUUCCCGGGAAAAUCCAAUACAGCCCAAGUAUCGUUUCCGGCGACUACAGGCGCCUCUAGCGGCAGAAGUAAAAAUAAAAAUUACAUAAUAAAAAUAUCCCAAGUUAAACUUUGACCCGUCUGCUUCUACACAGCAAAAUGAACCCGUGGGUUAACAUGGCUGCGUUUUACACGGGGUUCGUAUACGUCAGUCGUUAGGAUCUAGCUCGAGGCAUUGUCCGCUCUUAACGAUUACCGGCUAUGCUGGACCAAACACAGCAUCCUUUACCGGUCCAGGUCGUACUGCAAGAUGAGGGUGGGUCGGCACGAAUAAGCACCCUGACUAGGGUACACGC
This is a messenger RNA of Cephus cinctus (wheat stem sawfly), 2146 nucleotides long. RefSeq lists its product as uncharacterized. Lineage: Eukaryota; Metazoa; Arthropoda; Insecta; Hymenoptera; Cephidae. The coding region runs from base 639 to 1430 and encodes 263 amino acids. The record is from RefSeq and is a predicted model, not a curated record. The transcript is spliced from 9 exons.